Molecule: messenger RNA, 738 nt
Organism: Fusarium keratoplasticum
Lineage: Eukaryota; Fungi; Ascomycota; Sordariomycetes; Hypocreales; Nectriaceae
Product: DUF2012 domain-containing protein
Exons: 3
Coding region: 1-738 (245 amino acids)
Cellular component (GO): EMC complex
Source: RefSeq, a predicted model, not a curated record
AUGCGUCUCACGGUCCCCGAAACCGGCGCUCUCCUCAGCGCCUUCUUCUCUUUCGCUCUGGCCUCCGAUCCCCUGACGCUGUACCUCCCCGCGAAGCCGAACCCCUUCACCCUCCCACCGUCCACCCACGCGACGCUCUCCUCCUCCGGCGUGCACUACUCUGCGCCGCUAUCUUCAGCCAACACCUUUGUCUUCCGAAACGUCACUCCCGGGUCGUACCUCGCUGAUAUCCACGCCCCGACCGACGCGUUCCACCCGCUGCGCAUCGACAUCCAGGUCGUCGAGGGCGCUGAGCACGAUGUCGUCCAGGCGUGGGAGACUUUCCGCGGAAAUGACUGGGGAAACAAGGGCGAGGCUGUUCCCGUGAAGGAGGGGAGCAAGGGGAGGGGUUUCGAGGUUAGGGCGAUUGGCUCCAAGAACUACUUUAUGGAGAGGCCGCAGUUCUCCGUCUUUUCUAUUCUCAAGAACCCCAUGAUCCUCAUGGCUCUUGUCAGUCUGGUUCUGCUAGUCGGCAUGCCCAAACUCAUGGACAGCAUGGAUCCCGAGCUGCGCGCCGAGUUUGAAGCUCAGCAGAAGAACAGCCCCAUGAACGCCGUCAUGAAUGCACAGGCUUCGGGCGAGAACCCUCUCACCAACUUUGAUAUGGCUGCCUAUCUCGCCGGCUCCAACAAGAAGGAGGGCGGAAACAGCGGCAACAAUGGUGGUGGCUCUUCAAAGAACCAAGGCGUGAGACGGUAA